Messenger RNA from Psammomys obesus (fat sand rat), 1194 nucleotides. RefSeq names its product serpin family B member 10 (gene Serpinb10). The record is from RefSeq and is a predicted model, not a curated record. The transcript is spliced from 7 exons. NCBI's taxonomy places the organism in Eukaryota, Metazoa, Chordata, Mammalia, Rodentia, Muridae. Bases 1 to 1194 code for a protein of 397 amino acids. Gene Ontology annotation, molecular function: serine-type endopeptidase inhibitor activity. Gene Ontology annotation, biological process: negative regulation of endopeptidase activity.
AUGGCAUCUCUAGCAGUGUCUGUCAACCAGUUUGCCCUGGAGUUUAGCAAGAAGCUAGCUGAGUCUGCUGAGGGUAGAAACAUCUUCUUUUCGCCUUGGGGCAUCUCUACUUCCUUGGCUAUGGUGUAUUUGGGUACCAAAGGGACCACUGCAGACCAGAUGUCCCAGGUACUUCAAUUUGGCAGAGGCCGAGAAUUCAAAUCUGGUCCUGAUAGUGAAAAGAAAAGAAAAAUGGAAUUUAACUCAUACAGUGUUGAAGAAAUACGCUCUGAUUUCCAGACCCUUGCUGCAGAAAUCCUCAAGCCUGGUAAUUCCUACACACUCAAAACAGCUAAUAGGAUAUAUGGGGAGAAAACGUAUCCAUUUCAUAAUAACUAUUUGGAGGACAUGAAAAUGUACUUUGGUGCAGAACCUCAGUCUGUUAACUUUGCGGAAGCUUCUGGCCAGACCAGGACAGAGAUCAACUCUUGGGUGGGAAGCCAGACUGGUGGUAAAAUUUCAAAUCUCCUCCCAGAUGAUUCUGUAGACCACAUGACUAAGAUGGUUCUGGUGAAUGCCCUUUACUUUAAAGGAACCUGGGAGCACCAGUUCUCAGUGCAAAACACCACUGAAAGGCCUUUCAGAAUAAACAAGACCACAAGCAAACCAGUACAAAUGAUGUCAAUGAAAAAGGAUCUUCAAGUCUUCCACAUUGAGGAGCUGCAAACCAUUGGCCUUCAACUCUACUAUCAGAACCAUGACCUCAGCUUGCUUCUGCUGCUGCCAGAAGACAUCAAUGGUCUAGAACAGCUGGAAAAAGCCAUCACUUAUGAGAAACUGAAGGAGUGGACAAGUGCAAACAUGAUGGACACAUACGAAGUACAGCUGUACCUCCCCAAGUUCAAGAUGCAGGAGAGUUAUGACCUCAAGUCAGCCCUGCACAGUAUGGGGAUGACUGAUGCUUUCAGCCAGAGCAAAGCUGAUUUCUCAAACAUGUCUUCUGGGAGAAACCUAUUUUUGUCUAAUGUUUUCCACAAGACUUUCUUGGAAAUAAAUGAAGAAGGCACAGAGGCUACCACUGGCACUGGAAGUGAAGUCACCCGUCGAAUUAAGGUACCUUCCAUUGAAUUCAGUGCAGAUCACCCGUUCCUGUUUUUCAUCAGGCACAACAAAACCAGUAUCAUCCUCUUUUAUGGAAGAUUCUGCUCCCCCUAA